AACGGCUGCCCCACCCUUCAAACCGAAACGCAUUACUGCUUCACGGCAGAAACAAGCGGGGUGGUGGUAGCUACGCGUGCGGACUCACAAGGGGUCCUACCACCAGUCCAAGCUAUUGGAGUCGGCUUUUGUUUUCUGUUAUCUAUAUAUUAAUACGUGAAGCAAAAACUUUGUACCCCUUUUUACGAAAAUUGCGCGGACGGAGGAGUAUUAAAUUUCCAAUUAUAGCGAUUAUAGAGAAAGAGUGCAGAAUGCUAUUUUUUUCUUAAUUAUUGUUAAAAACUAUUUUUAAACUAACUAUUGUUAAAAAAUACAUACUUUUACGAAUUUAAUAAAUACUUUUAAUUAAUAUAUUAAUCAUAAUAAACAAAAUGACAAAAAAAAAUAAAAAAAAGAUGUCCCUAAUGUAAAUUUCUUCGUACUUGUGGUUCUAUCGAUAGCUAAGAUAAAUAUAACGCUUAGAAAAGCCAAGACAAAAAAAUAAAUUGAUAUAGAUCAAAACAUCAAAAAAUCUAAUCUAUGUAUGUCAAAAAAAAAACUCAAUAAAACUAUUGAGCGGCGCAUACACUCUUCUAAAAUUCAACCCCUGAAAAUGGCGUUCAUAUAAAAGCACACAGUUUAUGAGUCGAGAUUACAUUGCGCGGACGCCACGCGCCAUCACGCGAGUCGAGGCGGGAAGUGCGGUUUCGUAUUUCGAACGAUUCACAAUUUCAAAAUUAGAAACUUUUUUCUUUACUUUGGCACUCUUAUAAAAAAAAAUAACUCGCGCCUUCUUGUGAAUUUCACGUUUAUUUAUAAUCUGUGCUGUGAUAUCGUCUGUGUUUUUUUUUAAAUAUUUUUCUUUUAAUAUUUAAAAUGGCUAACAAAAUAUAUAACGUAGGUUCUGAAAACGAAGAGAAAUAUGGAAGCAAGCACUUUCAAGUAUUAAUGGCUAUUAUUGUUUGCCUGCCAGUAUUCUCGUAUGGUACCGCCAUGGGCUGGAUCUCCCCUCACAAAGCGCUUCUCAUGGGCGAAGACACACCAUCGAACGCCCCCGUCACGGAGACGGAAGUAUCCUGGAUGGCGUCCAUCAUGUUCAUAUUCGCACCGAUCGCCGUCUUCAUCUAUGGCAUUGCUGCUGACAAGUUCGGAAGGAAAAAUGCUCUUCUCUGCUGCUCUAUUCCGAUUGCUGUCGGCUGGAUGAUAAAGUUAAUAUCGGCACAUCCAAUUGCCCUGAUCGGGGCCCGGGCGUUCAUUGGCUUCGGUGCUGGAGGAGCCUUCGUGGUCUGCCCCCUGUACGUCAAGGAGAUCAGCGAAGACAGCAUCAGAGGAAUGACCGGAACCUUUGUUGUUUUUUCACAAACUGCUGGAAACCUUCUAGUGUUCAUCUUGGGUGAUUUUCUACCGUUCAACACCGUGCUGUGGAUACUGCUGGCCAUCCCCGUGGUGCACUUCUGUGUAUUCCUGAAGCUGCCGGAAACACCAUCCUACCUCAUCAAGUGCGGAAAAAAUGAAGAAACAAGGAAGGUUAUCGGUUGGCUCCGUUCGUUGCCUAAGGACCAUAAGCUGGUCAAUGAGGAAAUUGAUCGGCUUAUCGUUGAGCAGACCACAUGCGAGCCGAAGUUCUCUCCAAAAUUAUUAUUUUCCGAUAAGACAGCCGUCAAAGCAUUCUGGGUGGCACUAAUCGUGAAUUUGACUCGUGAAUUCUGCGGUUGCAUCGCGAUCCUGGUGUACGCGAGUCACAUCUUCACGGCAGCCCGUAAAGACCCGAACAUCAGUAUAUCUUUGUCUCCGAACAAGCAGUCUAUCAUGUUGGCAGCUGUUCAGAUCGUAGGCUCAUUCCUGGCCUGUCAACUAGUCGAUAGAGCCGGCAGGAAGCCUCUUCUAGCGGUCACAAGCGUGGUGGCUGGAUUCAGCAUGGCUCUGCUCGGAGUCUGGUUCUACCUCCAGGGCAUUGGCGUGUUCAUGCCUGGAUGGGUGCCGAUAGCAGCGCUCUGCAUCUGCAUAUUCGCAGACGCAUCGGGACUCCAACCGCUACCGUUCGUCAUAAUGACAGAGAUGUUUAGUUUCCAGCUCCGUGGUACAGUGGCGACUUUAGUUAUGGCAAUAUCUCUGGCAACAGACUUCGCUCUGCUGAGACUGUUCGCUCCAUUGACCGAGCUGAUUGGCUAUCACUUCACAUUCUGGAUGUUCAGUUUAAUAUGUCUCUCGAACGUAUUCUAUCUAAUCUUCUGUGUUCCGGAAACAAAAAUGAGGAGCUUAGAGGACAUUUACGCCGAUUUAGAAGGAAAGAAUAAGAGAAAAAAGAAAUCGGACGAAGUGGUUGAAACAAACCACGUCUAAUACUAAAAAGGAUAAGUUCCGUUGGAUAAAUCAUCGAAAGUGCAACUAUGUUUCACAUUUCACUAAUGUCGUAGUCAAUAAUCAAUAAUCUAGAACUAGAAAAUGUUUAAAAUAUCGCCUCAAAUGUGGUUCGCUUUAUUUUCAGAGGCUACGAUUUUUUCUAGAAAUUUCUUUAUGACUAGAAAUUUUGUUUGACACUUAUUAAAUGUUUUUAUUGUUUAUUAUGUGAAGGACGAAUGAUGGCAGUACGGAGGGUAGAGGUAAUAUAUUAAUCUGUGAGUGGAACUUUGUAAUAAAUGUUAUAUAAAAUUAAAUGAAUUUUAAGAUGGCGUACUAUAGCAAAAAUACUGAUUUUGAAAAGGAAUUUGUCAAAUUUUGUUACAGCUUUUUUUUAGUAACAAAUCCUAUGCAUUGAGAAUAUUAUUUCUAUAUUAUUUUAUUAUUACUUCAUUUACUUAAUUAAUUUAGUACACGCUUUCAACUUCAGAUCUUAGAUUGCGAUUACCGCCAUUUUGUCCACCGUUGUCCAAUGAUUUUUGGUGAAAUUACUUUUAAACAAGUAUUGCUUUAAGAGAAACUUACCUCCUCCUGAGCCUCCUAACCCAGUGCUACCACGAAGCAUGAUGCGUUGCCAUAUUAAAGCCAGUUACUUAGUGAUAAUAAUUAUGUGAUAUUAUCAUGUAAAAUAGAACAAAUAUAGGUUAAUUUAAAAUUAAGUAGGAAAUGUAUUUUAAUGGAAGUUACAAUUGGAUGUAGUUAAGCGCAAGGAAUUAAUUGAAAAUUGAGUUCUCUGCCGAAAUCGACCGACGGAAACUAACGAAGAAUGACCAAUAUAAAUAUUUUGGAACGAAGUUCCUUAUGGGACGAUGCGGAGGGGUAGCCUAACCGGGAAAAAACGUCCGUAACAUAAGAUUUUUAUUAGUAACGCACAUAGUGUACGACUUAACUUUGUAAUAACGUACAAAAAAUAACAUAUUUUUUUAUCAACAUUAACCAUCCGAUCUCAGAGCGUUCGUUUGCUCAAUACACUAACUCAUAGGCAAACAACCGUGAAUGAAGUGUACCACAAUAAGUUCGCACGUUACCGAAUGACCGUGGGUUGUUGCGAAACCUCCAGUUUUAUUUUCUUUAUACCUCGAAUAGAACAUAAAAUUAAUAUUUUUAUAAUAAGGAACCUCGUUCCUAUCCGGUGUCCCACGACACCACACAUCUUUUUUAUGUACUUACCGACAAGGACGUCAUUCAGUGAACGUCGGUAAAUAAGAUGUCUCUGCUCAGAAUUCAAUUAAAUGUGUUCUAAACUUUCGAAGAAUUGGUAACUACAAAUUUAUAUACUUAAAUAUAUUUUAUAUAAUUAUAAUUGAAGCGUUUCCGUUUUGGGUGAGUCCUUUCUGCCUAACCACGUCCAAUUGAACUUAGACAACGGCACUUUGAAAAGUCGAUUGUCAUUAUUUCUAAUUUCAACUUUAUUAUAAGACACGAAUAUGUACCCGUCGACCGCAUUUGCGAUUUUAACAUGUCAAAAUGCCUUGAAAAGGUAAAACCAAAACUCACAACAGCAAACAUAUUUAGUUUUUAUGGACCUAAAGUUCAUGGAUGCUCUUGAAAUUGUACAUUUACCGCCAUUUUUUUUUGGUAUGUUAUGAGUUUUGAAAAACUGUAAAUUCAUGUGGUGGCAUAAUAUUUGUCUAAUUUGAAAUGUACAAUUAAGCUUGAAGCUUUUCUAUAAUGCUAUGGUAAAAAAAUGUCUACGUAAUAAACAAAUGACACAAUAAACUGAUAAAAUUCCAUAAAA
Bombyx mori (domestic silkworm) is the source of this 4117-nucleotide messenger RNA. Its product is annotated as facilitated trehalose transporter Tret1-like. Gene Ontology annotation, biological process: transmembrane transport. The transcript has 8 exons. The coding region runs from base 856 to 2322 and encodes 488 amino acids. Gene Ontology annotation, molecular function: transmembrane transporter activity. Gene Ontology annotation, cellular component: membrane. The record is from RefSeq and is a predicted model, not a curated record. NCBI's taxonomy places the organism in Eukaryota, Metazoa, Arthropoda, Insecta, Lepidoptera, Bombycidae.